AUGAUCAUAGACAAAUACCUGCCCGUCGCGGAUAGCUCUGCCCCUACCCAGUUCCCAGACUACGCGGGGUGUGCGGUGCCGGAGUUGGGCCAGGACUUUACUGCGGGCGAGAUCCGAGAUGCCUUGUUCUCCCUCAACCAUGCCCUGCUCAACCGGCUCAAGGAGCACGCCGAGACCAAUGAGAUGUACACCCAUAAUAUGAUUGGUUUCAGAGCCGGCCUCUCGACACGGGUUGCCAAGAAGCUGAUAAAGCAUCAGAUCAUCGACCGGAUCACGGGAGAUACCAGAGGCAUCCUUGGACCAGACCUGCACAACGCCUUCGACAAUAUCUCACACGAAUUCAUUCUCCAGUGUAUUGCCGGUCUCGGGCUCGGGAAGAAGGCCUACGACUUCGUCCGAUCCUUCCUUAGCCAGAGAACUGCCAAGCUCAAGAUCGAAGGAUACCUUUCGCAAGAGAUCCCCCUCGGUUCACGCGUCACGCCUCAGGGCUCAGUCAUCUCGCCAACAUUAUUCAACAUAGCAUUGAUCGGGCUUUCCAAAGAGCUCGCGAAGAUACAAUGA
This is a messenger RNA of Dermacentor andersoni, 561 nucleotides long. Lineage: Eukaryota; Metazoa; Arthropoda; Arachnida; Ixodida; Ixodidae. The record is from RefSeq and is a predicted model, not a curated record.